AUGCCCAACAAAGGCGUCAUUCAAGUGGUUGCAGCGAGUUGUGGGCUACUUGGUCCGGGUCCCGAAUCUGGAGUUGAUGCGAACGCCAACAGCGGCCGCUUGGGAUAUCAGGGGUCCGGGCCAUUGGAGCUCGGAGGCAAGCUUAUCAUAGAGUCUGUGACCGAUGCAGACUGGGCCGGGCACAAGGAGUCACGGAAGAGCAAGACGUCAGUCCACCUCUACAUGUCCGGCGGAUUGUUGGCCUCGUAUGUCCGAUCCCCACGAUCGGUGGCGUUGAGUUCGGGCGAGUCGGAAUAUGUGGCCAUGGUCAGUGGAGGAAGUGAGCUUGUCUACCUCAAGGAUUGCUUGAACUACUUGACAAAGAAUGCCUAUGACCUGGAGGCAAUCAUGAGGAGUGACAGUGCUGCAGCCCGUGGAAUCAGCCAGAGGAUGGGAUGCGGGCGUGUCAGACACUUGGACUGCCCCAUGAUGUGGGUGCAAUCCUCCAUCAAGGAGGGUGUCCUCAAAGCCUCCGCCAUAGCUAGAGCUCGAAAUCCAGCUGAUAUUGGCACAAGGCCUCUGAGCUGCACAAAGCUUAGGGAGCUGCUUGGGAGAUGCGGCGCCCUUGACGAGAAUCUCGAGCCCUAUGGCAUGGAUGAGGUGUCCGCAGCGGAGUUUCGAAUUAGCGUGCGUCAAGUGUCAGCCAGUGGAGCCUUCAAUGGAAAGCAAAUGAAGAAGAUGCUACCUGUGCUUUUGGUGUUGGCGCAGGUGAUGGGAAGCAAUGGAAUGGAGAUCGAGGGCUUGGGCUUGCUUGGCAUGGUGGACGAUGUAGCAAUUUCAUCAUUGACUUCCAUGACUUCGGUUUUCAUGAUUGGCUGCCUAUGGUUUGGUGUACUUUGGGUCAUGUUCCGUUUAUGCAAGUGGUUUGGCCUGGAGUGCAACUUUCGCAUCAGGCAAGGAAAGUCUCGAGCUGAAGCAUCAUGCCAAGCUGAUCUUGGAAUGAGCCCAAGAUCGUGA
Messenger RNA from Symbiodinium natans, 996 nucleotides. The record is from the annotation of a GenBank genome assembly. NCBI's taxonomy places the organism in Eukaryota, Dinophyceae, Suessiales, Symbiodiniaceae.